Messenger RNA from Nicotiana tabacum (common tobacco), 2382 nucleotides. RefSeq lists its product as uncharacterized. Gene Ontology annotation, molecular function: RNA polymerase II cis-regulatory region sequence-specific DNA binding; protein dimerization activity; DNA-binding transcription factor activity, RNA polymerase II-specific. Lineage: Eukaryota; Viridiplantae; Streptophyta; Magnoliopsida; Solanales; Solanaceae. The record is from RefSeq and is a predicted model, not a curated record. Gene Ontology annotation, biological process: regulation of transcription by RNA polymerase II. Gene Ontology annotation, cellular component: nucleus.
UGAAAAAAAACAAGAGCCAAACAACAAAUUAAAGCCAUCGAGUAAAGCAAAGCGAAUUCUAGAAUAUAAGAAUCUAGCUCUAUUAUUAUUCUAGCUUGGUCAUUACGUACCAGAGAAAAAAGGAAAAACUUUAUAAGGUGCUUGUAAUUUAUUAGCUCAAGUUGAAAAUCUUUCAAUUUUUUUCAACUUUUGUGAUCUUGAAAGGAGCCAUGGCAGAAGAAUUUCAACUAGGUAGAGGAAACUGGUGGGAGUCGUCAUCAUCAUCAUCAACAUCAUCGUCUAGGAAUAAUAAGUUUGAAAGUGGAAUAUUAUCAUCUACUACUAUGCCUUCAGUAUCCACCGCACUAAAUAGCAUGGCAAACAACUUUGGUUGUUGGCAGACAGAAUUUGAGGAUAUUAAAGCUAAAUCCUCCUUGAAUCCCAUGUCUGUGUCGGGGUCUGAUAAUAGCUCUAUGGUUUUUCCGGCUGAUUCCCAGAAACUUCACGCCUCUGAAUCUUCCGUCGGAGGAGGCGUUUUAUCUGGUGGUCCAAAUUUGCAAAUCGUGGGCUUAGGUCUAUCAUCCCAAGGACUUGAUUGGAACCAACCUUUCUUCCGAGGUGACAAAGCUGGGAGUGGUUUUCGUUCCAUACUUGAAGAAGGCUUGAGCUCGGAUCCAAAUUAUCAGCAAGAAGGAUCGAGUCAGCAAGAUCAUCAUUGGACGCAGAAAAUAUAUCCUGGGAAUUCUGAUGGUUCUUCAGUGAAUGACUAUAAUAAUAAACAAAUGGACCGGGGUAUUUCUUUAGACCAUCAACCAGUAUUUAAUGCUCCAAAUAUGAGCUCGAAUCUUGAUAACGCACCAUAUGGAAGUCCUUCAAAUAUGUUACAAGGACUCUUAAUAUCUGAUAGUCAGCAAGAAUCCAACUUUACAAGUGCUAGAUCGCUAUAUUAUCCUCCCUAUAACCCAUCGAAUUGUGACGUCAAUCCUGCAGCAGCUGAUGUAAUGCCUACUUCAUCAUCUUCUUCUUCUUGGUCUAAAUUUCCGAAACAGCAGUGGCCGCUGCCGCCGCCUCACGGCCAGUCGCAUUUCUCGGGCACUCCUUUCUGGAAUGCCACGUCAGCUGCCAUGGAAGAUGUUCGCUCAGGUUUCCUCCCAUCUAUACAUCAGCAGCUGCCCAACCCAACAGUUGAUAUGAAACCUAAGCAUACAGCUGAAGUUAGGAAUAUAAGAACAAUAGCAAAGAAAAGUAGCAGUGAAACGUCAAAUAAGAGACCACGGAAUGAAACGCCAUCUCAAAUGCCAGCUUUUAAGGUGAGGAAAGAAAAGAUGGGAGACAGAAUCACUACCCUUCAACAAUUAGUCUCACCUUUUGGAAAGACUGAUACAGCUUCUGUGCUCUCCGAAGCGAUUGAAUACAUAAAAUUCCUCCAUGAGCAAGUCAAUGUCUUAAGCACCCCAUACAUGAAAAGUGGAGCUUCCAUGCAGCAGCAUCAGCAGACUAGUGAUAAAUCCAAUGUUAAUCCAGAAGUAGCAAAGCAAGAUCUUAGAGGUCGAGGAUUAUGUUUGGUCCCAGUUUCUAGCACCUUUCCCGUAACUCAUGAAACAACAGUAGAUUUUUGGACACCAACAUUUGGAGGAACAUUCAGAUAAUGAAGAGGCCCGGACAAGAAGGCAACAACAGAUAAAUUAAUCACACAAAGAGUUGAUUUUAAGUUAUAUACACCGGUAGUCUAAGAAAAUUUUACAUCAGGUCAUCUUUACUUAUUAUAGCAGGUAAUCUGUUUGUAAAAAAAAAACUAUUGACUGACGGUGUAUAUGACGUAAACUCAAGCACAGAUUGUAUAUAUGUUCCACUGGUCAUCCCUAGGAUCUUAUCAAAACCCUAGACAAGUGGGGGAUGAGAAUGAAAAGGAGGGCCAAAAAGAAGAAAAAAAGCAGCAGCAAUGGGGCGAUAUAUUUGACAGUACUAGCAUUCCAGGUCCAGGCAUAUGAUGAUGAUGAUGAUGGAAAACAAAAAAUAAAGAAAGCAAAAAGAGAAGGAAAAGGAAGUGACCCUUUAAAAAAUGGACCAGCUCAUGCAAAAUGAUGCAGCUUUGGCCAAUAUUUGGGACCACUGUAUGCGACUAGGGGGGUUGUAAUUAUUGAAGAAUAAUUAUGAUCAAAUCUAGUUGAUUACUCGUUAGGAAUGGGAUGAUAAAUUCAAAAAGGUUUUUUUUCUCAUUGUGCUAGUUAGUUUACAAAAAGGAAUUUUGUUUGUAGCUGAAUUUAGUUGAAAUGAGGGAUAAAAGGAGCUUUUAGCGCUAGCUGUUUAUAUCUGUUAUUUGUGCAUAUAGCUGGCACUACCAUUACUUUAAAACAAAAGAAAUGAAGGAAUAAUUCAUUUGAUUGGAAAUCUAACUUUCCA